UGCCACAACUCGUCCCUGCCACGUACCGAGGAUCAUCUGCUGCUCAACUUCCUCUGUGCUGCUGCGGUCUGUCUCCUCCUGGACACGGACUCCGGGGACAUGGUGCUGCAGGUCAUGCUCAGCUGGCUCUGCUCCUCUCUGCUCCUGCCGGCUGUCAGCGGGGGGAAGCUGCCUGAGGCCGAGAUGCAGAUGGAGGUGAUGUUCAGACCCUUCCUCUGUCACCGGAAGUCCAAGUACGGGGACGUCCUGCUCGUGCAUCACGACGGAAUCUUCGAGAACGGAACCGUGUUUCACUCCAGUCGGAACGAAGGCGACAAGCAGCCGGUGUGGUUCACGCUGGGCAUCAGAGAGGUGAUAAAAGGCUGGGACAAAGGCCUGCAGGACAUGUGCGCUGGAGAGAAGAGGAAGCUGGUCAUACCUCCAGGCCUGGCCUAUGGGAAGGAAGGGAAAGGUAAGAUCCCACCUGAAAGCACACUGACCUUUAUCAUUGAGGUCGUUGAAAUCAGAAAUGGUCCGAGAUCGCACGAGUCCUUCCAGGAGAUGGACCUCAACGAUGACUGGAGACUCUCCAAACAUGAGGUGAAAAUAUACCUGAGGAAGGAGUUUGAGCGUCAUGGCUACCCUCCCAACGACACUCUGCAUGAGAACAUGAUGGAGGACAUCUUCGCAAAAGAGGACAAGAACAAAGACGGCUUUAUAUCCUCCAGAGAGUUCACUUACAAACACGAUGAACUGUAAAAGUCCCUCCCGCUCCCACGACACGCUCAGUCAUGGUUCAUGGUGGCUGCACUUCGGUUGCAGAGGUUAUUCUCUCAGGUCACCUGAAGUGGUUUUAUAGAAGUGCUGUUUUUGUAUGGUGUGGGACACAUAAACCUAUCCUGUUUAAAGCAGCGUGUUGUGGGUUUUAGUCAGUGACUGUGUUUAUGUGCUACUUUUAGUUAUAUUUCAACUGCAAAUCUUAGCCUAUUUGUUUGUCAACCCAUUUUGCUCCCUUUAAGACCACUAAAGUUCCACUUUUCUUUUUUAAACCCUUAAAAGCUUUGGUAAAUUUUUAUCUCAAUCCGCGUAUUUAGAUCUUUAUCUGUUUCAGUGCCACAGAAUGUCUGAGGGAACAGAAAAGGUGUGAAUCCAUGGGGGCAGGUAAUGUAAGAUGAUAUCUGCAAUGAAAUUAGUCUGUCAAAAUAUCCGUGAGAAAGGUACAUCGCCCAUGCACACGCUGCUAAAAGGACAUAUUGUUCAGAAUAGUUUUUUAUUCGAUUUUUUUUAAAUAAAAACAAUUAGAAAUGGAUGUUAAAGUGAUCAUUUUUGUAUUUACUUUGAUACAAGAAUAAUUAUCUAUAUCCUUUAGAGAAGAAUCGUUUGAAUGGACAAGGAGACACAACUGUUCCUGCUUUUUCUUUACACUGUUCUGGAGGCAGUUUUUUUUUAUAUUACAAACAGGACACAUAGAACCACAGUGCUGCCCUGUUUCAUUGAGGUUGACUUUUUUAAUGUGAACACAUCAGAAAUAACCUCAAUAAGCAAAUAGCUGCUCUGAUUUGGAAAAUGUUUUUAUAUUAGUUUCUAACUUGAAAUAAAUGUGAUU
Molecule: messenger RNA, 1585 nt
Organism: Pleuronectes platessa (European plaice)
Lineage: Eukaryota; Metazoa; Chordata; Actinopteri; Pleuronectiformes; Pleuronectidae
Product: peptidyl-prolyl cis-trans isomerase FKBP14
Exons: 4
Coding region: 100-738 (212 amino acids)
Molecular function (GO): peptidyl-prolyl cis-trans isomerase activity; calcium ion binding
Source: RefSeq, a predicted model, not a curated record